GCAGAGAGCACAAAAAGAAAAAAAAAUGUACGGUAAAGCGGCAAUUUGUUUAGCAUUGGCGAUCGUCUUCUUGGUUUCAUGUUCAAUCUAUAUCGGAAACGUUGAUAUCAGAUCAUACUUCUUCUCUUUACAGUCGGCGCAACGCUCAAUAUGUGCUACCGAUCGUCCUCUCUGGGUUUACAUGUACGACCUCCCUCGGAAAUUCAAUGUCGCCAUGAUGGGUCGCCGGUACGCUGAGGAAGCGGGUCCGGUGACCAGGGAGAACUUGCCGCUGUGGCCCGCCAAUGGAGGGGUAAGGAGGCAACACAGCGUGGAAUAUUGGCUGAUGGCCUCGCUGCUUUACGACGGCGAAGGCGGAGAAGAGAGGGGGGCGGUUAGGGUUUCGGAUCCCGAAACUGCGGACGCCUUUUUCGUGCCCUUUUUUUCCUCGUUGAGUGUUAAUACGCACGGACAUAACAUGACGGAUCCUGAGACGGAGGUCGACCGCCAAUUGCAGGCCGAGUUAGUGGAAUUCUUGCGACAAUCCAAGUACUAUCAAAGGUCCGGAGGCAGAGAUCAUGUAAUCCCCAUGACACAUCCAAAUGCUUUCAGAUUUCAUCGACAGCAGUUGAAUGCCUCUAUUCUUAUUGUUGUAGAUUUUGGUCGCUACCCCAGAAACAUGUCGACUCUAAGCAAAGAUGUAGUUUCCCCUUAUGUACACGUGGUGGAAUCCUUCACGGAUGAUGACCCUCUAGACCCAUAUGAGAACCGAACUACCCUUCUUUUUUUCCGGGGAAAUACUGUCAGGAAAGAUGAAGGCAAAAUUCGAGUCAAACUCGCUAAGAUAUUGAAGGGUAUUGCUGAUGUUCACUACGAGAAGAGUGCAGCAACUCCAUCUAACAUAAAAUGUCUACAAAGGGAAUGCGCUUGUCGAAAUUCUGUCUGCAUCCUGCAGGGGACACUCCAUCAUCUUGCCGACUAUUCGAUGCGAUCGUGAGCCACUGUAUUCCGGUGAUUGUCAGUGACAAAAUCGAGAUUCCCUUUGAGGACGAAAUCGAUUACACUGAAUUCUCAAUUUUCAUCUCCAUGAAAGAAGCAUUAGAACCGGGUUAUUUGGUCAAUCUGCUG
Molecule: messenger RNA, 1107 nt
Organism: Hibiscus syriacus
Lineage: Eukaryota; Viridiplantae; Streptophyta; Magnoliopsida; Malvales; Malvaceae
Product: probable arabinosyltransferase ARAD1
Exons: 4
Coding region: 26-976 (316 amino acids)
Molecular function (GO): glycosyltransferase activity
Source: RefSeq, a predicted model, not a curated record